Messenger RNA from Onychostruthus taczanowskii (white-rumped snowfinch), 2333 nucleotides. Its product is annotated as fatty acyl-CoA hydrolase precursor, medium chain-like. The record is from RefSeq and is a predicted model, not a curated record. Lineage: Eukaryota; Metazoa; Chordata; Aves; Passeriformes; Passeridae. The coding region runs from base 371 to 1768 and encodes 465 amino acids. The transcript has 14 exons.
GAUGGCUCAAACCCUGGGCUGAGCUGGGCACACAAAUUGAGCUGCAGUAGCAAAAUUUCAUUUCUGUUUUUAAUCUCCUUUCAGUCAUUUAUCUUACCUGCCUCCUUUGCAAAUAGGAAAAUCAUAUCCCUGUCCCAACACCUGGCUUGCUGAGGCUGAGCAGCCUCAGUAAAAUAUCUAACAACCAGAAGUGGAGACCAAGUACGGGAGAGUCCGAGGGUACCAAUUCAAGGUGGACACAGCUGAGAGGACUGUGAAUGUCUUUUUGGCACUUCCUUUUGCUAAGCCCCCGCUUGGAUCACUGAGGUUUUCCGAGCCCCAGCCACCUGAGCCAUGGGAAGGUGUCAGAGAUGCCACUUCCUACCCACCAAUGUGUCUACAGGACCAAGUACAAGGACAGUUAAUUUCAAAUAUCGCUACCAACAGAAAAGAGAAAGUUCCUCUGCAAGUGUCUGAGGAUUGCUUGUACCUAAAUGUGUACACACCUGUUUCUACAGGAAAACAGGAGAAGCUGCCUGUCAUGGUAUGGAUCCAUGGAGGUGGAUUAGUUUUUGGAGCAGGUUCAUCAUAUGAUGGCUCAGCAUUAGCAGCCUUUGACAACGUGGUGGUUGUAACAAUUCAGUACAGACUGGGUAUUGCUGGGUAUUUUAGCACUGGUGAUGAGCAUGCCCGAGGUAACUGGGGAUACUUAGACCAAGUGGCGGCUCUUCGGUGGAUUCAGGAAAACAUCCUGCAUUUUGGAGGAGAUCCAGGAUCUGUCACUAUCUUUGGAGAAUCUGCAGGAGGAAUCAGUGUUUCUGCUCUUGUCUUAUCUCCCCUGGCCAAGGGCUUGUUCCACAAGGCCAUUUCAGAGAGUGGCACUGCAGCCCUGGGCUUGUUCACUGACCAGCCUAAGGAGGAUGCACAAAAAAUUGCUGCUGUCUCUGGCUGUGAAAAAUCCAGUUCAGCUGCAAUGGUUGAAUGCUUGAGAGGAAAAACAGAAGAAGAACUACUACAGGCAACACAGAAAAUGGAUUUAUUUUUCAGCAAUGGAUGUGUAGAUGGUGCCUUUUUUCCAAAGAGUCCCAGGGAAUUACUAUCUGAAAAAUCAAUCAAUGAAGUCCCAUACAUCAUAGGAGUAAAUAACUGUGAAUUUGGAUGGGCGUUGCCUAUGAUGAUGAAAUAUCCUCCUUUUGUGGAUGGUCUGGAUAAAGAUGUUGCACGUCAAAUUUUACAGAGCAACUUAGCAAUAUUCAUUAAGGGCCUGACGUCUGAGGUUGUUGACAGAGUGUACAAGGAGUACAUGGGGGAUGCAGAAAGCCCUGCCCAGGUCCGAGAUGGCCUCCUGGAUGCAAUGGGAGAUGUCUACUUUGUCAUCUCAGCUGUGGAAGUGGCCAGACACCACAGAGAUGCUGGCAACCCAGUCUACUUUUAUGAAUUUCAACAUCGACCGAGUUCAGCGGAAGGUUUGGUACCAGAGUUUGUAAAAGCAGAUCAUGGAGCUGAGGUUGCCUUUGUCUUUGGAAAGCCAUUCUUAGCUGGAGGUGCUACAAAAGGAGAAAAUGAGCUCAGCAGAACUGUUAUGAGAUACUGGACCAACUUUGCUAAAAAUGGAAAUCCCAACGGAGAGGGCUUGGUCCAUUGGCCUCAGUAUGACCUGGAGGAAAAAUACCUGGGAAUAGACCUGGAGCAAAAGGCAGCAGAGAAACUGAAAAAGCGCAGAGUGGAAUUUUGGGCACAGCUUGGGAAACAAAGUCAAAUUGGAAGGAGAAAACACACAGAUUUAUAAGAUCCAUGGAUGCUACAGUUUGCUUUAAAACACAAAGGAAAGUCAAAGAAAAUGGGUUUGACAGCAUACAGAGUAAUAAUCACCUUCUAACUCACUGUUGUGUAAUCUGCUGUCCUAAUCACAGUGAAGGGAGAGAAACAAGGGGCAUUUGGAAUAUUUAUCAGACUGAAAAUUACUAUUUAGUGGAGCAAGCAGAAAAACCCCCCACAAUCUUUCCAUGUCCAGACAGGCCACGGUACCUACUCAGUGCAUAUCAAAACUGAAUACUGAGGUGGGAAUGGGCAAAUGAACUGAAAUCUAUAGGAAAUGAUCUAUACAGAAUAUACCCUAAGUGUCAGACUAUUUUAUAAGCUUAUGCCCUUCUUCUUGCAGAAGAGCAUGGUCAGUUGUCCUUCCUAGAGACUCUUUCUGCUUUCUGUAGCUGGAAUUAGGCAGCAGAGAAAGAGCAUCCCUCACAUUACACCUGUGGGGCGGGCUUGACACCUCGCAAAAGAGGACAGAAAAUCUCUACCUGUUUUAUUGCUUUGUGAUUGUUAUAAAUAAAUGUUGCUUUGAUUUUCUGGAA